Bombus pyrosoma is the source of this 393-nucleotide messenger RNA. RefSeq lists its product as uncharacterized. The record is from RefSeq and is a predicted model, not a curated record. Bases 1 to 393 code for a protein of 130 amino acids. The transcript is spliced from 3 exons. NCBI's taxonomy places the organism in Eukaryota, Metazoa, Arthropoda, Insecta, Hymenoptera, Apidae.
AUGGCUUUAAAAUAUGGGAACCAUGCUGUGUUCAAAGUAAAUUAUGAGCAGAAAAUUUCGAGAUUUAUUAUCUAUCAAUUUUUCACGCAGCUCGAAGUUAUUCUGACAGAUUUGAGCGCGAAAUUUCCCAGCUUAAAAUAUGUUGUACGACCGGAGUACGCGCCAUAUUUGAAUACAGCUGGUACAGUGUUGCUGGGUUGGCUGAUAGUGUCUUGGAUUUCUUACCUUAUCUGGGCGUUCCUCGCGCCCCUGAUGAUCGCUGUCAUCGCCAUAAUCCUGAUUUGCCCGACGACGGCGAAGUGGUGCAUCAAACAAACCGUCCCCGGCAUGGAAACCGUUUUCAACGAGUUCUUGGAAAUGUUCCAGACCAUUUUGUCGCAAAUACGCGACUGA